Molecule: messenger RNA, 800 nt
Organism: Rhododendron vialii
Lineage: Eukaryota; Viridiplantae; Streptophyta; Magnoliopsida; Ericales; Ericaceae
Exons: 5
Coding region: 148-585 (145 amino acids)
Biological process (GO): mitochondrion organization
Cellular component (GO): nucleus; mitochondrion
Source: RefSeq, a predicted model, not a curated record
GAACUAUCUAGAUUUUGGUGGAACCCGAUCUGAUGGACCCCAGAUAUAAAUACUUUCCCAGGGGGUUUUAGGUGAUGUUUAACACCCCAUUUCCAACCUCUGCUUUCUCUCACUACUCUUGGUUUCAUCGUACGUAUCUGGAACACAAUGCCUCGUCGGAGCUCAGGCGGAAGACCAGCACCACGUGCAGCUCCUCGUCCUGCACCGGUGCGUAACCCCCCUCAGCCAGUUAGCCAUGCUCCUCCACCAGCUCCUGUUCAAGGUGGCAGUGGUGGAUCCAUGCUUGGAGCCCUUGGUGCCACGAUAGCUCAAGGAAUGGCAUUUGGUACAGGCAGUGCUGUUGCACACAGGGCUGUGGAUGCAGUCAUGGGUCCUCGCACCAUUCAACAUGAAACUGUUGUUUCUGAAUCAGCUCCUGCCCCAGCACCCACUACAAACAGCAUGGGUUCUGAUGCUUGCAGCAUGCAUUCCAAGGCAUUCCAAGAUUGCCUGAACGGAUAUGGCAACGAUAUCAGCAAGUGUCAGUUCUACAUGGAUAUGUUGGCUGAGUGCAAGAGGAACUCUGGUUCUGUGAUGGGUGCAUGAUUACUACAGCUGUGGUUCUAUAUGCAUUGAACCCUCUAUUUAGCCUUUUGACUGUUGUUGGAAAGGCAUUUUAUUAUAACGGAAAAUUCCGCAUCUGUGUUAGUGUUGUUGACUGCUUCCGAACAUGAUGUUUCGAGUACUUAAGCUCAAGCAGUGAUGGUAAAACUUACCUAAAUUAGUUUUGAAUGGACGCUGGGACUGAACUGUUAGUUAAA